AUGGCUGCAGAAGAGCGCUGCGCUAGCGCACAUUUUGCCAGUGCACACAAGUUCUCUUCUCUUGCUCUCUCUCACCACGUCGCUCCGGAUCUGCAUGGCCAGUGGCCGUCAUCCGGCGUUUCAAAGAAGUCGAAGGACAUCUCGAAACUCGCGGAGGCUCCUUGGUCCCACAUGCGUUCUGUGGGCGGGCUUGUGCUGCCUCCGGAAUUGACAGAUCGCAUCGUCGACUUUUUGUGGCAGAGUAGACCCGACCUGUUUCGAUGCUCGCUGGUUUGCCGACACUGGGUGGCGACCAGUCGUAAGCAUUUGUUUGAAUGCUUUAUCGUCAAGACGAGCGGGGCCUUCUUUAGCCUGCUACAUUCGGUUCUUCGAAAUCACACCAGGAUACUUGACUUCCGACUGUGGCCGUCCAACUCCCACCCGACAGCAUUAAGCCUCCUCCCGUCGCUCUCGCUCCUUCGCGGUCUGACUGUGCUUGUCCUGGGAUCCUUCCCACCAGACCACGACGACCUUCCAGUCCUUCCCCAUGUCCGAUGUCUUUCUCUGCAGCACACGAAAUUCAGGUCCGCCGCCCAAUUUGCGCGGCUGAUGGCUCGGCUCCCGGACGUGUCCGAGCUGAAGCUUGCGUGGGUGACGUGGGGAGACGCCACGGACGGCAGGUAUCCUUAUGGCGCAUUCGAGGCGCCUCUGGAGCAUUUGUCUGUUCGUGGGUUCCAGACAAACCCCGAUGUACUUACCUGGCUCAGGGCGGGGGCGGAUGCGCCACAGACAAAGGGCCUUUCCCUUCAUAUCCCAUCCGCCAAACUGCCGUCGAUAAUUCCUGUCUUCGCCGGUUUCAUUACGGGUCUGAACGGGAUUCUGCAGGAUCUACACCUGGAUGUUCACCCGUGCCCGUCGCUGGAAGAUAAUCUCCGCCUCUUGGGGCUCGAGACUCUGACCAGCCUUCGGCGUUUUAGGAUCGGGCACGGGAUUUACUUCCACUGGAUCACGUCGCACUAUCGCCUCUUGCCAUCCGUCUUGGGUCUGCAUUCGAUGCUCUCCAGUUCGACAUGUCUCGAAGAAAUCAUCUUCGACGUGGACUUGAUGCCCACGGUGAACUAUACACUGUCACCUCAAGACGGCAAUGAAUUUCGUCUAAGGGAUCUGGUCCUUCAAACGCGCGCCAUUCCGAGCGUUCGCUUCCAGAUGCUCACGCGAGAUAUCGCCUCCGCGACAGCACUCGUCCGAUUCCAGGAUGUUCUGCGUAAAGAGGGCAUUUCCUGUGAGACUGCUGUCACCUGUGAUUACGAGAGAAACGUCCAGUACAAGGUGUUUCCGUCGCCUUGAAUUGUGUUCUUCGAUUGGCAUCAUUCAGUCCUGACUCGAUGGAAAAUCGCACCUGCCGCUCGGAUAUCCUAGUGCAAUGGCCUGGCCCCUGGCCGCAAACAUUUGACACUCCAUCGUGGCACUGGCUAUCCCUGAUUUCGCUUCGCUCGUAUUCGCUGGCAGUGUCACCGUCCAUUCCUCGGCUGCGGCGCAUCAAUCGCCGUACUAACUCACGGCAAGUGCGGCGGAGACUCUCGUUGGCGUGCCGGGAUAGCGGAGAAUUGAGAUGCAGGGGUGUAUGAAGGAGAAAGUCUGCCUCGCGAUAGAUGGGAUUGUGAGGCAUGGUUUAUUGAAGCGCUGGCAGACUUCGUGGAAAGCGGGCAGGAACAGCUGCUUCGGUUCAGCGUCAGUACGGGCGCAUGAUGGAAAAUGCAUAUCCAUCGGCUCGAUAAGACGACUGGUCGUGCUCAAUUCCAGCCGCAUCCAGCAAGCCAUCUGUGGCGCCCUUUGCUGCGGGGAUAUCGACUGGAUGAAGAAGCCUGAUGGAGGAGUCAAAACUGACAUCUUGAGGCAAAGGGAAGAAGACUCGCCGAGUCUGUUCCAACUCGGUCGUGACCAGACGCAGAGCUUUGUGUCCUCCCUGCAUUACGAUCUUUCGGAUCUUCUGCAGCACAUCCGUGGUCGUCUCGUGCACGCGCUUCAGUUCCAGACAUUCCAGCGUGGUACUGAUACUCGGCGAAGGCCUCUCGCGCUCUUCGAGGAAUCGGAUGAAGGCAUUACUGAGGGAAAUUCCGUUCAGCGUCAGUUUUUCAAGAGAUGGAAGUAGUGGUGCUUGGUCAUUGUCAUUAUGAUCGAGGAAGUCGUCGAAUAGCGCAUCACUCCCCGAGCUGCCAGACGCACCAUCGAGGGAGAGAUGCCUGAGCCAGGGCACAAGCUUGAGCAGCGCAGUCAGUCGAUGAUAUACUGUAUCUUUGCCUGCAAGCACGAGCUCUCGAACGACAAGCGUCUCCAGUUGGCACGGCCCCGACCUCUCGAUCACCACGAGUGACCUUGUCUCAGCCCCCAGAGUUCCCGCGCGUAUAUUAAGCUGUCUCAACGAAGGAAACCUCAUUCGAGCGGGAAAGAUCUGUGAACUUAGCACAAGCACGCGAAGACUAGAUGGAAUCUGCGUCUUGGUCGAAGAUUGAUUCGGCACUUCUCGCAACAGACAAUACGUCGAAACCCCCGCCAGGAUAGAGAGAGCCGUGGUAAGUGGGAAUUUGCGCCCAGGGUAGCAAAAACAGGAAAUUCCCAUCAACCCCCGUACGUCAGCUCCAAGUCGGUCAAGAAUGGCGCGACGGAGAAAGCGGUAUUCCCCGACAAGGCUGGCGGCGGGUGGCGGGUGGAAUAGACUUUCAGUCGCAACCUCCGCAGAAGCGGGAGCGCAAAAGGUUCCGCCAAAAGAGGCUCGUUAAACAAGGCCAUCGGCAUGUCGAGGUGCGCUGUCUCCCACCGCGCACAGUGGUUCCCCAUCAACUACAGUACGGUGUCGCAUUCGUGCAGCUUACUGUUGCCGCACUGCAGCUCGAUGGAUAGGGCCUGCGUGCCACUCCGCUCAAUGCAGAGCUCCAACAACGCCGAUGCGUUACGCUUGCUCUUGGGCGGCAGUGGAACGCCAUCUUUACACGUCCCAUCUGCCCUUCUCCAUAUCCAGCCCACUAUCGUGCGUUGCAUCGUGGCCCGCAUAGGCUACAAAGAUGAGGGACAGCGCCUCUUCGGGAAGGCGCCGGAUCGGGGCAAGCGUCGCGCGACAAAGAGUGAUGUACUUUGAGAUUCGUCGCUCGUCCUUCUCGUGAAACAUCAGAUCUGCCUUGAUCUCAUUGAUCUUGCGCAUGAGCUUCGUUCUCUCCGUUUCUGCCAUGUCCA
Messenger RNA from Mycena citricolor, 3210 nucleotides. Lineage: Eukaryota; Fungi; Basidiomycota; Agaricomycetes; Agaricales; Mycenaceae. The record is from the annotation of a GenBank genome assembly.